AUGCGCGCGUUUGUGCAGAACGAGGCGGUUGCAAAGCACCCCGUUCAUGCUGAGAUCCAGUUGUUGUGGCACUACGAGAUGCUUGCGCCCAAGGUCAAACCGAGAGUUAUAAGUUCGAGUAAGAAAGCGUGCUUUCUUUGCAAUCUGAUGUUUCAGAUUCACGGCGUCCACCUCGCGCCUGCCACUCAUGGAAGACUUUACGUGAAAUGGGGCUUGCCAGAGCUAGAAGGCCAUACACUCCGGCAAGCCCAUUUGAGACAGGCUUUGAAGAAACUGGAAGAGGUCGUCGAUUGUCAACUGCAGGAUAUGAUGGAACGACCCCGAAGAACUUUGCCGGCUCCGUUUGAGAGCACGAUUUUUCCCUCCGCUGCAUGCUCUUACACAAACCGAUCCGCUGACUCUGGAGUUACUGUCUGCUCAAAUGCGGCACCCACAGAGGCGAUGGCUUUACUCAACAUCCGCACGAUUGACGAGCCGCGCCGUCACAUAUUUUCAACAGGCUUCCGACAGCUGCAAGUCGAGAACAUAGCACCGUCAUGGCUACCCGACGGCCAACGACGUGGCAUGAUCAUGCCUCGCUAUCAGAACUCGAAUGCGAGAUGGCUCACAAGACCUUACAUCAACUGA
This is a messenger RNA of Zasmidium cellare ATCC 36951, 627 nucleotides long. RefSeq lists its product as uncharacterized. The coding region runs from base 1 to 627 and encodes 208 amino acids. NCBI's taxonomy places the organism in Eukaryota, Fungi, Ascomycota, Dothideomycetes, Mycosphaerellales, Mycosphaerellaceae. The record is from RefSeq and is a predicted model, not a curated record. The transcript is spliced from 2 exons.